CCCCCGCCUCGUCCUCAUUUAUGUCAAUUCAAAUUUACGAUCUGGUUUUUAUCUUUCCGCUGGUAUAUCCUCUGUUUUUAUGUCAUCGGGGAUUCGAGCCUGGCCAGUUUACAUAAGAACAGACUGCGCGGCCGUAAGAGUGCCAUAUUUUCGCAAGAUUUAGAUUUUUUUCAAACAUGAGUGGAAACGCCGGCAACACGAAUUGCGAAUGUCUCCUCUAAAAAAUAAUUAUUUUUUUUAAAGUUCAACUCGAGUGAUUCAGUCAGUCGGCAGGCCGUACAAAACACACCUAUAUAGUUUAUUCUGGAGCACAGCACUGUGACUUUGGAAUAACCUCUUCAACCGUGCGCGAGGAUUGUUUGAAGAAGAAAACGACAAAACUCUAUUUCGACGCCACUCAAGCUUUUCCGGGAAUGGUAGGAGAAGUUACAAGCAGGGGUGUGCCCUCGGUGACACUUUCGGGGUUGAUUAUUUCGUUAAAGAAUCUUCAGUUAUGGGAUUAAACAUCUCGGCUGGGCGGACAUUGCAAGAGGAAGGAUCACUGGAUGCCAGAAAUGAUGAUAAGAUUGUAAAAUACAUGAAGGAUGUGAUAAAUGGGGACAAUGUUGAUGUAUCCAGAGAGGAUGACGAAGACCCUUUCUUUGUGUUAGAUCUGAAGGAUGUGGAGAAGAAGCACCACCUAUGGAAGCAGGAGUUUCCAAAUGUGCAACCAUUCUAUGCUGUUAAAUGCAACUCCAACAGAAGAGUACUAGAAAUGUUAGCUAUACUUGGAGCUGGUUUUGAUUGUGCGAGCAAGGCGGAGUUACAGCAGGUGCUUGAUCUAGGCGUUCAGCCUAAUAGGAUCAUAUAUGCACACCCAUGCAAAGCCAAAUCACACCUCAUGUUCGCCAAGGAGAACGAUGUCCGACUCAUGACGUUCGACAACGAGGACGAGCUCGUCAAAAUAAAAGAAGUCUUUCCAAAAGCGAGAUUGGUGUUGCGGAUAUGGGCCGAGGACACAACAGCAGUGUUCCCUCUAUCGGUGAAGUUUGGUUGCCAACUUCAUGAAGUUCACCAUCUUUUGAAAGCAGCGAAAAAGCUCGAUCUUACUGUUGAAGGAAUCAGUUUUCACGUUGGUUCUGGAAGUGGCGAUCCCGAGUCUUACUACACGGCCAUACAAGACGCCCGGACGGCUUACGAUAUCGGCAACCGCAUCGGACACGACUUGCGUAUGAUCGAUAUCGGAGGAGGGUUCCCGGGGAAAGAGUCAUCAUCCGUCCCUUUCCAAAAGUUUUCUGCUGCUGCACGGAGAGCGAUUACCAAAUACUUUCCAGAAUCAGACAUACAGAAUCCGCGGAUAAUCGGAGAACCGGGCACGUUUUAUGUCCAGUCUGCAUUUUCACUCGCGGUUUGUGUAAUUGGGAAACGGGAUCUUCUUAAAAAUCCCUUUUUAGAUCCUAAAGAUGAGAACUGGAACAGUAUAGAUCUAAGCGAAACUCCUGAAGUGGCUUAUUAUAUCAACAGCAACGUAUAUUCAUCUUUUAAAGACGCUAAACUCAUGGAUACUGUAUUUGAUGUGGAGGUUUUGAAGAGUUCAAACAUCAAUGGCAAUAAAAGGUCAUCUAUUCUAUGGGGUAAUACAACUAGCGGGUUCGACUGCGUGAGGAGACAUUGUCAGCUACCGGAGCUUGAGGAGGGUGAUUGGCUGUUAUUUAGAGAUAUGGGUGCUUAUGCGAUGGCAAUCUCAUCUAAAUACAGCGGCUUCAAAUUACCUAUAUGCUACACUCUGCAAAAAGACGAGUGAAUUUUCACUCGCUCUUCACUCCCAGUUGUCGUGGCGCGUCAAGGAUCACCCAAUUUGGAGUGAAUUUUACGAGACAUUAUUGCAAAAGGGACCGUUCUAUUCAAAAUUCAACUGUUGUAAGGGUGAAAUUCGCUGAACAACAAGGGAAAGUUACUCUUAAUCUAGUGCAUUUAUUCAUACGCGCUAUGUAGUCCGGGUUAUAAUUGAGCAAGGUGCCACACGGAAAAGGAGAAAUUUUCAUAUAGUGCUACUAGACCAGUUUUUCACGCUGAAUAUGAAUAUAUGAGGUAACCAGGCUGUAUCCUGAAAAUUAACCCAUGAGGGCGCUUUUUUCAAAAUGGCCGCCAAAUUUUCAGAACAUUUGAAUUUUCGUACAUAGAUUUCGACAUAAACAUUC
Molecule: messenger RNA, 2180 nt
Organism: Lytechinus pictus (painted urchin)
Lineage: Eukaryota; Metazoa; Echinodermata; Echinoidea; Temnopleuroida; Toxopneustidae
Product: ornithine decarboxylase-like
Exons: 10
Coding region: 494-1783 (429 amino acids)
Cellular component (GO): cytoplasm
Molecular function (GO): ornithine decarboxylase activity
Source: RefSeq, a predicted model, not a curated record